Cantharellus anzutake is the source of this 930-nucleotide messenger RNA. RefSeq lists its product as uncharacterized. Lineage: Eukaryota; Fungi; Basidiomycota; Agaricomycetes; Cantharellales; Hydnaceae. The record is from RefSeq and is a predicted model, not a curated record. The coding region runs from base 1 to 930 and encodes 309 amino acids. The transcript has 2 exons.
AUGAUCCAAGCUUCGGCCAACAAGGAGUACGAAACUGAUGUAGUGUCGCCUUCAGUCGAGGAUGUUUCUGAAGUGGCCACCAACUUUCCUCGCUCGGGGGACAAUGGUCUCUAUCCGAGCGAAAGUGUCCUAGCCCAAGGUGGUCGAGUCAUUGGAAAAGGCUGCUCUAAAAAGGGUGCCGAAGCUGCCGACGCUCCUCGAGCUCCGGAAUGUUGGGGCAGAGACGUGAACCUUGCUCCUGGAGGGCCAGGUCGAUUCGCGCCAAUACUCAUCAAGUCCAACUCGCAUUGGCUCUCAGAGUCUUUUCCACCUGUUUUCCCAGACGUGAUUCUUACGCAACGGGACAUAUCUUUGGACGAUUGGUAUACCUUCCUCGAGAAUAUUCAAACGACUGCAACCCUUCCCCCCGGAAAACAUGCACUCUCUCUAUGUCUGCCAGUCAUCAAAUUUACGAGUAUUCAAGGCUACCUCAUUUCACGCCGCAUCGAGAAGUACAUGAAAAAGCGGAAGCUGUUCGAGGUGUUGGAGGUUGUCAGAAUGUGGAACGAACAAUUCUUUUCCCCGAGGGGGGUGAAAGUGACCUUGCGACCCGAUUGGAUUCGUAUGGGAGACGAUCUUAAUCAAGCAUUCGACAGGAAGAAAUUGCGUAAGCGUUAUAGUCUUACGUCGGUUCCGACAGAGGUGUCGGAGGCGGUCCCAGUCCAAUCUCCUUGUGAGAUGCCCUCCACUCAAGUGGACCGGUGCGGAGCGCGUCGAACAAAGAAUUCUGAAGGGACGAGUGCACGUGCUGAUGAGCAGGGCGAUCGGGUGGCCCGGGCUUUGGAGAAGAAAGCUCGCUGUCGUUCAAAGCGAAACGAGAGGAAACAUACCGCGGGAUCGUCCUGGUGUCGGGUUGGUGGAAAGUACGAUUUAAUUGUGGAACCCUUUUGA